CUCACAGUGACACAAACUUUUCCUGUCUAGGCAGUGCUGUAGGCUGGCUGCUGAAUGACUAACCAGUUAUAUCACUAUCAUGCUCUGCCACGACUGCAGGAUAAGGAUUGCCCAGAAGAAAAAAAAAGCUUGAAGAUGAAUACCUGAAGCUCUGCAAGACAGAUUAAAGCACAGGCAGCAGCAGUGCACGCAAAGAAUCUAUUCCCAGGACCAUGAAAGGAUGCCAAGCCAUUCUGCUUUCAAUUACGUGAAUAUUACACCUCCUGCUCCAAAGACUGCAAGGACAGAUUUGACUUUUGGCUUUUCCUUGUCAUCCUUUUCUGGGGGUAUUUAGGGUAAGAGCAUCCCAGGUUCAGCCUGCCUGACACUGCUGCAGCCAAGCUGACAUACUGGCACAUCCUGGUUACCAGUGUCAGCAGCAAUGGUAGAAUUGAUUAAAAUGUGAGUUUGAAGGGUGAGCCAUAUGUGCUGGACAUCCUGGACUCUUCAGAAGCCAUGGAUUCCUCAGGGGAACCACCACUAGAGAGAAGAGAUGCAAACUGGUAUGAUUCACUGGCUGCGUAGUUAAAGGACACUGGGAAACUGGGAGCAUGAAGUUUUGUUUGAAGAGAACUAUAUUUUGAGGCUGAAGUAUUUUCUCACUUUGGACUGUCACCUCAUCAGACCUGCCAAAAGUUUCCAGCUUUUGUUGUGUUUGCAGGUAUGAGGCAUUCAGAUGCCUUGACCAGCACACGAGGAGACUGAAACACAGCAUGCAGUAGACAAGUAAAAUGUCCAUCCAAGCAAAACACAAAUCAAGAACUACAAACACUUGGCAAGUCUUGGCCAUCUGCAUGGUCUUAGCUGCAAGCCUCUCCAAGCAGCAAGCACUGAAGCAGGCUUGUCCUUCAUGUGAUGCCAGUCAGCUUUGCAACUGCUUCUCCAUGGGCUUGGAAUUCAUUCCCCCUGGGCUCACAGCCAAAAUCACAGUGUUAAACCUGACCCACAACAGGAUAAAGCGCAUCCAGUCCCAGGACCUGCAGCAGGCAGUGAACCUGAGAACCCUGCUGCUGCAGUCCAACCAAAUCAGCUCCAUCGAUGAAGACUCGUUUCAGUCGCUGGCAAAACUGGAGCUCUUGGACUUAUCCAAUAACAGCUUGACUCACUUGUCCCCUGUGUGGUUUGGGCAUCUUUUUUCACUCCAGCACCUCUAUCUUCAAGGCAAUUCCUACAGAGACCUGGGGCAGAGCUCCCCCUUUUCUAGCCUGAGGAACCUGAGCUCUCUGCACCUGGGCAACGCGCAGUUCUCUGUGAUAAGGCAAGGGAACUUUGAGGGCAUUGAGCUUCUGCACAAGUUGUGGAUUGACGGUAGCAAUCUCAGUCAGUAUGAGCAGGGAAGUUUGAAAUCAAUUAAGCAGAUAAAUCACAUGAUCAUAAACCUAAGAAAUAGUAAUAUAUUCUCAGAAAUUGUUAGGGAUCUUGUGAACUCUGUCACUUGGCUGGAAGUGACAGAAAUCAAAUUACCGGUUGAAAAAAAAAGUUUGGUGCAGAAUUCUACACAUCCUUUUAGGAUGCAAAAACUUACCUUUAAAGAAGCUUUCGUCACAGAUCAAACCAUUAGCAGAACAAUAGUGUCACUGAAGGAAAUCACGUCUUUAAAAGAGUUAGAGGCAAUCAAUUGUGUGCUUGAGGGGAAGGGAAGAUGGAACACUAAAGAAAUUGCAAGGAGUGGGCAAAGUUUUGUUGAAACAGUAACAAUAAUAAGGGUAAUGAUUCAGAAUUUUCAUUUGUUUUUUGACCUGGAAGGUAUGGAGUCACAAAUAAACAAACUAAAAAGACUCACUAUCGCAAGCUCUAAUGUUUUCAUGGUACCAUGCAAACUUGCAAGACAUUUUUCAUCACUUCUGUAUCUGGACUUUCAUGAUAAUUUGCUUGUAAAUAAGCGUUUAAAUGAGACAAUCUGUGAACGUUCCUGGCCUUCAUUGCAAACUUUAAAUCUAAGUCAGAACUCUCUAAAAUCUCUGGAACUGACUGCAGAGUAUACAUCUCGUCUGCCCAAAUUAAAUAAUCUUGACAUUAGCCAAAAUAAUUUUGGGGAGAUUCCAGAUGCAUGUGAAUGGCCAAAACUCCUGAAAUAUUUAAAUCUGUCUAGCACUCAAAUUCCUAAAUUAACGGCCUGCAUUCCUCGAACGCUAGAAGUUUUGGAUGUCAGUGGAAACAACCUGAAGGAGUUUGGGCUGCAGCUGCCAUUUCUGAAAGAGCUGUACCUCACAAGGAACCAGCUGAAGACCCUGCCGGGAGCCGCACCCAUUCCAAACUUGGUGUCCUUGUCUGUCAGAAGAAACAAGCUGAACAGUUUCUCCAAGGAGGAGUUUGAGUCCUUCAGGAGAAUGGAGCUGCUGGAUGCCAGUGACAACAACUUCAUCUGCUCCUGUGAGUUCCUGUCCUUCGUCCACCACGAGGCCGGGCUAGCCCAGGUGCUGGUGGGGUGGCCGGACAAGUACGUGUGUGACUCUCCGCUGGCGGUGAGAGGGGCGCAGGUUGGCUCUGUGCACCUCUCCCUGAUGGAGUGCCACGGGUCCCUGGUGGUGUCACUGAUCUGCGUCCUGGUGUUCCUGCUCAUCCUGCUGCUGGUGGCCGUCGGCUACAAGUACCACAUGGUGUGGUACCUGCGGAUGACGUGGGCGUGGCUGCAAGCCAAGCGGAAGCCCAAGCGCGCCCCGCCGAAGGACGUCUGCUACGACGCUUUUGUCUCCUACAGCGAGAACGACUCCGACUGGGUGGAGAACACCAUGGUGCGGGAGCUGGAGCAGGCCUGCCCUCCCUUCCGGCUCUGCCUGCACAAGCGGGACUUUGUGCCGGGGAAGUGGAUUGUGGACAACAUCAUCGACUCCAUUGAGAAGAGCCGCAAAACGCUCUUUGUGCUGUCCGAGCACUUUGUGCAGAGCGAGUGGUGCAAGUACGAGCUGGACUUCUCGCAUUUCCGCCUCUUUGAUGAGAACAACGAUGCAGCCAUUCUCAUCCUCCUGGAGCCCAUCCAGAGCAAAGCGAUUCCCAAGAGGUUCUGCAAGCUGCGGAAGAUCAUGAACACAAAGACCUACCUGGAGUGGCCUGCUGGUGAAGAGCAGCAGCAGGUGUUUUGGGAAAACUUGAAAGGUGCCUUGAAGUCAUAGAAAUCAGCAGCCCCUAUUUCAACGUAUUUCCACAAAAAGGCUGUAUACCACUAUUUCUUACUGCUAUGAAUCUUUUCUUUCUUAUUUUUCUUUGUAACUGCAACUGGCUUUUUUUUUAUAUAGAGAUAAUUGUAAUUUUACCAAGGCCUUUUUCAUGCUUUCCCGUGGUUUGAUGCUUUGGUCUUUGAAAGCCCCUGCCAAUAACUAUGAUAUUUGGAAACUGUGUUGGACUUGAUAUACUUUUCUAAGUACAUUUUGCUGAGCGCGGAGUAUUUCUGUACAUUUUACUCCUUUUACCGCUAUCCCCAGCUGGUCUCUAACAUUGCCAUUGUAAUUUUCAAAUGAAAUUAAAAGCCAUGGGCUUGAAUUAAUAUUUCCCUGUGUCCAUUUCUUCCUGGGAAUACUUUCUUUUCUCUUCAUGAUCACCACCACUUUCCUUUCUACCUACCAGCAGAAAUAGCUGAAGCCUAUUUUUGGAUGUGAGACUGUGUUUCUAAUGUGUGGGCUAGAUGGUGUUGCAGACUGCCUCGGUUUUAAGUUUUGCUCUUCUACGUUGUGGAGCAUAUUUAUAUAAUCACUGGGCCAUGCAAGUCUGGCAGCUCUAGUUACCUUCCUUUGUAGCUGGUGAAGAAAAUCACAGGGAUAAGAGGCAGUUCAUCUCUCUACUUCAGUGUGAGGUAUCUCCUAGAAUUACCAUAUUGCUCUCCACUGAUAACAAAGGGAGUCUAGACAAGCAGGUAGAUAGAGAUGUUUACGUUAAGGUAGUCAGUCCCACACUGAGUGCUUGGAUUUCUUGUGUUUUAGAGUUUCUUAUGGGAACCUGAAAUUGUCUCUGAGGGGAUUAAGUUAGGUGUGGUUUAUCUAACUCAACAUUUUCAUGUUCCCCUUUGGUUGUUUUGCUGGAGUUUAAGUACAGGAAAGUCUAGAUCUUGAUGAAAUUUUAGCCAUGCAAUUAUUUUGUGAUGAAAUACUAAAGC
Messenger RNA from Pyrgilauda ruficollis (rufous-necked snowfinch), 4129 nucleotides. RefSeq names its product toll-like receptor 2 type-1. The record is from RefSeq and is a predicted model, not a curated record. Gene Ontology annotation, biological process: toll-like receptor signaling pathway; immune response; inflammatory response. The transcript is spliced from 5 exons. Gene Ontology annotation, molecular function: triacyl lipopeptide binding; transmembrane signaling receptor activity; protein binding. Lineage: Eukaryota; Metazoa; Chordata; Aves; Passeriformes; Passeridae. Gene Ontology annotation, cellular component: membrane. The coding region runs from base 771 to 3152 and encodes 793 amino acids.